This is a messenger RNA of Argentina anserina (silverweed cinquefoil), 1068 nucleotides long. RefSeq names its product auxin-responsive protein IAA29. Gene Ontology annotation, cellular component: nucleus. The transcript is spliced from 4 exons. Lineage: Eukaryota; Viridiplantae; Streptophyta; Magnoliopsida; Rosales; Rosaceae. Bases 82 to 792 code for a protein of 236 amino acids. Gene Ontology annotation, molecular function: protein binding. Gene Ontology annotation, biological process: regulation of DNA-templated transcription. The record is from RefSeq and is a predicted model, not a curated record.
UAAGUAACCUCACUUUGCUUUGUUUUAGUUUCUGUCUUGUCUCUCCGGCCUCAUUUUUGUGUUCUUGGUUGGUUUUGUGUCAUGGAGCUUCAACUGGGUUUGGCUCUGUCGCUUCCGGCUCAUCACGACGCUCCUGUCAAAGGGUUUGAUGUAAACAGUCGGGGGAUGAUCGGUAGUUUGGAUAUAUGGAGCUAUGGAUGCUGCUUGGGGAGCAAAAAGAAGCGCAGUUUCGACAUGGCUUUCGAGAAGAUUGGAGAUGAUGAUGAGUCGAAGGCGUUGCCCUUGUUUUUGUGGCAUGGCCAGCCGGGUGAGGAAGACGAGGAUGGCAAGAAGCAGAAGAAAAGAGACUUUUGCAGUCUCAUCGAUACCAAGGAUGGAGAAGGAGACCAAGUUGUGGGGUGGCCACCAAUUAAAUCAUGGAGGAGAAAGAUGUUUUUUUCUGAUCAUCAACACCAAGGUCAUGGCCAUGCCCACCAUGAUUUCCAGAAUCAUCAGCAUAUUGUGGAAAAGGAAAAUGAUGGGUCAGGAAGUCCCAUGUACGUAAAGGUGAAGAUGGAUGGAGUGGGAAUUCUGAGAAAGAUAGAUAUAAAUCUGCAUCACUCUUAUCAGACACUGAGAGAUUCCUUGAUAACCAUGUUUGCUAUAUACAAAGAAUGUGAGAAUGAGGAUACUGCAGAUUUUACAGUGACUUAUCAGGACAUACAUGGACAUUGGUUGCUUGCUGGAGAUGUUCCCUGGCAAACUUUCGUCGAGUCUGUGCAGCGCCUGGAGAUCAUAAGGAACGGUGGUUGAGACUUGAACUUAAUUUUAUAAGCGGGUUGCUAUAAGCUAUACAAUGAACUAGCUACUUAUCUGAUUGAUGAUGAUCAUCAUCAUUAUCUUUGCCUAGAUACUAGUAGAAAAAAGAGUGAAUAUAUAUGUUAUAUAUAAUGCAUGUAUUAAAUGAAAGCUUUUGGAGAUUCCAUUCUAUCUGGAAUAACCGAAUAAGUCAAUGUGGCAAAAUGAUCCAAGUUUGUACUACAGCACGAAGCCAGGAACGAUAAAGAAAGACGAUGAAUAUGAACAAGA